AUCUGUUGAACGUAUGCGACUAGAUUAACAUCACCAGAGGCUGCUGAAAUUUCGGAUGCUUCUUCCUUACAAUAAAUCACGAAAUCUGAAUAAAUCAAUGCUGGUGUGACACACAAAUAGUGUAUAUUGAAUGACCACCUUUUUAAAGGUCUAAAUACUCGGCUUAAAUCUUGUCGAUCCUUUUAGUAUCUCACUUUUUUGUUCGAUGACCUUGCAUCUUUGGCUACUUUUCGUAUAUCAUGAAAAAGCCGUGUCGUUCUGACGAUCUUCGCGAGAAGUAUUUGGAGAGAAAUAACAAACAAAACAGCAUCCAAAGUACUUUUAUGCAUUCAGGACACUAUCAAACUGCAUAUAACUGGGAGGAUGAAAAGAACAGGACGAAAGACUUUUACGAUGAUGGAACAUCCACGUUUUUCUGGAAUACUCAUACUGUGUUGUGCUUGUUCAUAUUUGCAUGUAUUCUCAUCUACGUUGCCUUGCUAGAAAAUGGCAAUUAUUCUUCCGAAUACAAUAUGAAGCGUGGUAUUAGUGCGGUUAUCAUGGUAUUUGUCUUGUUUGGAGUUUUGCAUACACCAGAUGGCCCGUUUCUCCGACCACAUCCUGCAUUUUGGCGCUUUAUACUCUGUCUUAGCAUUUUAUAUGAGCUUAUACUAGUUUUCCUGUUAUUUCAAAGUGUAGACGAUGCUCGUCAGUGGUUACGUUACUUAGACUUAGAGCUUGGUAAACCUUUGGAAGAAAAGGAUUAUGGUGGGAAUUGCCGAAUAUACGAUUGGGAUAGACCAGACAAUCCAUGGCACAAUGUCAUCGUCAGUAUUUAACGUGUUACAUUUAUUGCCAAUUUUUUAUAACCUAUGGGUUCGUCUUUUUGUAUGCUCACUCAAAAAUGGAUGGUUUCGUGACAGUUCAUUUUGUUGGCUGGUGGGCUAAAACAUUAAUCCUCCGAGAUUAUUGGAUAUGCAACGUCUUAAGUUUUGCUUUUGAAGUAUUAGAAUACUCAUUAGAGCAUCAGUUGCCAAAUUUCUCAGAAUGUUGGUGGGACCAUGUAAGUUCGGAUUUUGAAUUAUUACUCUUAUUUUAAGCAUCGAUAUAUAUAUAUACAACAAAAAGUCCGUGCUAUUUCACAAAAUAUAAUUUGGGUUUAUUUUGUAAUUAACUAUAAAUUAACAUAUUUAGAUUCUACUCUAAAUAGUUUUUUAGAACGACUGAUCAUUAAGGAUAUUUCAUCUUCAAUAGAAACAGCGCACUUAUUAACUGCCAUCGAUUUUUUGAUUUAGUCCUGCCUACUACUAUUGUCAUAAAUUAUUAUGCCUAUGAUUCUGUGUUUUAUUAGACUCUGUGUGUCAUUGUUAUUACCUGACAAUUCGAUUCGCUUCCUAGCACUUAACAUGACCGGUUAUUAAGUAGUAUGGCGAUUAAAAAUCUUUCUUUAAUGCCGAAAUUAAACAGUAAUCUUUGACGAGUUUCGUUCUCUGGGCUGGAUGGUUCAUUUGUGAGUGAAGGUCUGCCUUUAUUUGCCUAUCAGUUAGAAAAGAUGCAAAAAACAAAUGGCUUAUGAAUCAUGGUAUAAAAUUCGCUGUUCAUAAUUUAUUAAGGGAUGUUACGAAUUGUAUAGUUCCUCGGUAAUAAUAUUUCUCUCACAUGUUGUUCAAGUACUUUGAUCAUUGAGUAUUACAAAGCUGUGAUGUGAUUAGGGUUUUCCUCGAUAUUAUUUUUGACAAAUCAGACAUCUGACUUUACAGGGAAGUGUAUGCGAAUCACCUUACCGAAUCGAACUAAUUUCUAAAUGUAAUUAUCUAAAUUAACUCAGUAGUCAAGUCCUUAAAUGUUUUAAAUACUAACAGUUUAUAUGAAAAGAUGGAUAGUAGUUAUCAGUGGAAUCUAGGAUGCGCAUUUCGUUUUGUUUGGGACUCGUCAGCUGGAUGUACCUGCACAUCAGAGUUGCACAUAUGCCAAUAAGAGACUAAUCAAUUGCAAUACUAAACAUCAAUCGGAAGAUUCAAGCAACCAAUACAAAAAUGAAAUAAUAGCUUAGGUCAGCGAGCAUCUUUAGGUGAAGUGACGGCAACAGUACUAAUUCAUAUUGUGAUCUCAAGAUGUAUUUCAUAUUUGUAUCUAUCAAGGUGCAGACUUUAGAAAAUUACAUUCACAAACAUAAUAUUCUGUGAUUGUAUAUACUACAUUAUAAGUAGUCUUACCGUGAUAUGAAUUAUUUCUAUUUAACCUUGAAAAAUGUUAUCUAUUUUCAUGACGAAUAUGUUAAGGAUACAAAUAAUAUACUUGAUUGUUUCGCGUCAAUAAGAUUUCAAUAUAUGUAACUUUCGUUAUGGUGAGUCUGCUUUUUAUGUUUAACAUACAUAAGUCACCUUUUGCUAGAAUGUGAUCUAACGAAGGUAACUAUUUUUCAGUUGCUCAAUGGUGUAUAAAGUUUUUUAAGUAGAUUUCUUGAGAGAUGUGUUUUGUCGAAAUUUAUUUAUUUGUUGCAUUGUAGGUUUAACUGAUAUAUAUAUAUAUAUAUAUAUAUAUAUAUAUAUAUAUAUAUAUAUAUAUAUAUACUUCUCAGAAUAUAAAUUUACGUCCAGUAUGUUAGCCAUCUUUAAUUCACGUAUAUAUACAUGAUUUGAGCAUUUAACCUACAAGUUUUCCUGACGUAGGGUUUUGGAUAAUGUUCGCUUCAUUUGUCUGUAAUUACGUUUCGAACUUGAUUUUCAGUCAUUAAAUCAUAAUUCCAGUCUUGGCAGUCUGAUAACGUAUGAAGUUAUCAACAGUAAAUAUAAUUCAACACGAGAUACGCUAUCUGAAAACGAGUGUUGAAUUGAUGUAGCGUUAGGACAUAUUUGCCAAUAAAUACGUAUUUCAUUCAUUCAGUUCCUUGUCUAAUUACCCACACAGAGUGUAUGAUUUCUUUUGCUCAUACUACUACCUCGACCUGCCUUAAUUAACACAUUUCUUUUAAAUCGUUUAUCUCAAUCCUUGACUACAAGUGUGUAAUACAUUUUUUAGUUUCAAACUUAAUCCUCAUCUAUGAAUGUUAUCCAAUUUGUGAUUGUGAAUGCUUGAAGCACUUCAUAAAAUGUUUUCUUGUUAUUACAAGAACUAUAAAACAUUUCUUGAUUUUUUCCAGUUACUAGUUUGCUUUUUUCACGUUAUAUUUAUGUUCUCACUUUUCUUUUAACAAUAUAAAAAAAUACAGUGGAUCAUGGAUUUUCUAGGUUGCAACCUUCUCGGAAUUUGGUUAGGCAUGAAAACAAUCAAUUAUUUAAGCAUGAAGCCGUAUCAUUGGCGAGGCAUGUGGAAUAUCCCCAGUUACAGGUCAUUUUUAUUUAUUCUGAUUUUAUUAUUGAACUACAUCAAACCUGAUUUAUCGUCCCUUUCUCUCGAAGUUCACAACACUGCUAAAUUUAACAAUUAAAAUUUGUUCGUUCUUUUGUGGGGAAGAGGCGAUUCAGCGUGAUCAUCGCCUCGCACCAAAAACUAACUGAAGCUAGGAAUAUUAAUAUUCGGUCUCGGAGUACCACCAAGCUCUCGGGUUCGAUCCCUGGCAAAUUCGACUGUGAGAACUGUUUAAGAGUCCUAAAAUAGGGUGAAUUAGUUGUUAGUACAUCUUGGUUUUCGAUGAUUCAGCAUCUGAAAUCCGUGUCAAAAACUGUCUGAACAGUCAAGAUUAUUGUUAUUAAUGGCUUUAUUCAAUAUUAUAUUUUUGGUACAAUAUAGAAUUCUCAGCUACCUUUGAAAAAUCGGAUUUUUAAACUUCAACUCGUGAAGUUUUUUUUUCGAUCUUGUCAUUGAUUAGAAUUGUUAUUUUCCAAUUUGACUAUGUAUUUGAAAGAUUUAUUUAUGUGCACCGUCGUUUUCAGCAAUUCUAACAACUACUUUGGCGUACUGGCCUAUCACUUUGCAUAUCCCGUAGCUCUUACUGUUAACUAGCUCUUCCCUAUCAAAACAUCAGCAUGUAAUUUAGUGCAACUCAAGGUAUAAUAGUUCAAAUGUGGGUCAUUUGUGUGUGUGUUCAAUAUAAAUCCCUGGUUAUAUUAGAUAUUUUUUCGCGUUUUAUCAGUUCCAUUCAAUUAAUCAGUCUCAGUUAUACGCAACGUAGAAUCUUACACAUAUGCAUCAGUUCAAGUUGCCAUACCACAUUAGCACAGCAAGAUGAAAACAUUUCAAGACAAGGCCCAGAAAGGUCAGAGCAGUAACUGUAUCAGUAGUAGUAGAAAAGAUGAGGUACAAAAAAAAGAAACAAAGAUAUAACGAGAUUCAGAUUCUAAAUGAAAAGUAGUAAAUGUACCCACGGUAUUGUGAAUGAUUCUGACCCAAGUCACCCCUAGCUUUUCUGCAACCACCGUCAAGGUAUGCGGUGGAUAAACAUACGUAACACAUGUUCUGACCAACUCAGUUGGUAAGCACUUACCACCUCAUCAAUUGAUUUGGUAUGUUUGCCUAGUGCCAUAUGCUUAACCUCAGGACCGGUCACUCGGUCGCAAAAUACACGAUCGAUGCUUCGAAGACACUUUUGAUCAAAUAAUAAUAGCCUGCGAAUAUCCUCUGC
Messenger RNA from Schistosoma haematobium, 4543 nucleotides. It is a transcript of the gene PTDSS2, whose product is annotated as Phosphatidylserine synthase 2. Lineage: Eukaryota; Metazoa; Platyhelminthes; Trematoda; Strigeidida; Schistosomatidae. The transcript has 6 exons. The record is from RefSeq and is a predicted model, not a curated record. Gene Ontology annotation, molecular function: L-serine-phosphatidylethanolamine phosphatidyltransferase activity. Gene Ontology annotation, biological process: phosphatidylserine biosynthetic process. Bases 240 to 818 code for a protein of 192 amino acids.